AUGCCGGUCCGCAGGGGCCACGUCGCGCCCCAAAACACUUACCUGGACACCAUCAUCCGCAAGUUCGAGGGCCAGAGUCGUAAGUUCCUGAUCGCCAAUGCUCAGAUGGAGAACUGCGCCAUCAUUUACUGCAACGAUGGCUUCUGUGAACUCUUCGGCUACUCCCGAGUGGAAGUGAUGCAGAGACCGUGCACCUGCGACUUCCUCACAGGCCCCAACACCCCACACAGUGCCAUGUCCCGCCUGGCGCAGGCCCUGCUGGGGGCCGAGGAGUGCAAGGUGGACAUCCUCUACUACCGCAAGGAUGCCUCCAGCUUCCGCUGCCUCGUGGAUGUGGUGCCCGUGAAGAAUGAGGAUGGGGCCGUCAUUAUGUUCAUCCUCAACUUUGAGGACCUGGCCCAGCUCCUGGCCAAGCGAGGGAGCCGCAACCUGUCCCAGCGCCUGCUGUCCCAGAGCUUCCUGGGCUCCGAGGGCUCUCAUGGCAGGCCGGGUGCACAGGGACCUGGCCCGGGCAGGGUCAAGUACAGGACCAUCAGCCAGAUCCCGCAGUUCACACUCAACUUUGUGGAAUUCAACCUGGAGAAGCACCGCUCGGGCUCCACCACAGAGAUUGAGAUCAUCGCACCCCACAAGGUGGUAGAGCGGACCCAGAACGUCACCGAGAAGGUCACCCAGGUGCUGUCCCUGGGUGCGGACGUGCUGCCGGAGUACCAGCUGCAGGCACCGCGCAUCCACCGCGGGACCCUCCUGCACUACAGCCCCUUCAAGGCCGUGUGGGACUGGCUCAUCCUGCUGCUGGUCAUCUACACGGCCAUCUUCACGCCCUACUCGGCCGCCUUCUUGCUCGGCGACCAGGACGAGCCUCAGCGCGCAGACUGUGGCUACACCUGCAGCCCGCUCACCACGGUGGACCUCAUCGUGGACAUCAUGUUCGUCGUGGACAUCGUCAUCAACUUCCGCACCACCUACGUCAACGCCAACGACGAGGUGGUCAGCCACCCACGCCGCAUUGCCGUCCACUACUUUAAGGGCUGGUUCCUCAUCGACAUGGUGGCCGCCAUCCCCUUUGACCUGCUCAUCUUCCGUACUGGCUCUGAUGAGACCACAACCCUGAUCGGGCUGCUGAAGACGGCUCGGCUGCUACGGCUGGUGCGUGUGGCUCGCAAGCUGGACCGCUACUCUGAGUAUGGGGCAGCCGUGCUCUUCCUGCUCAUGUGCACCUUUGCGCUCAUCGCACACUGGCUGGCCUGCAUCUGCAGCCUCACCAGCGUGGGCUUCGGCAACGUCUCGCCCAACACCAACUCGGAAAAGGUCUUCUCCAUCUGCGUCAUGCUCAUCGGCUCCCUCAUGUAUGCCAGCAUCUUCGGCAACGUGUCGGCCAUCAUCCAGCGCCUGUACUCGGGCACGGCGCGCUAUCACACGCAGAUGCUGCGAGUCAAGGAGUUCAUCCGCUUCCACCAGAUCCCCAACCCGCUGCGGCAGCGCCUCGAGGAGUACUUCCAGCACGCCUGGUCCUACACCAAUGGCAUCGACAUGAACGCGGUGCUGAAGGGCUUCCCCGAGUGCCUGCAGGCCGACAUCUGCCUGCACCUGCACCGUGCGCCGCUGCAGCACUGCCCGGCCUUCCACGGCGCCAGCAAGGGCUGCCUGCGCGCGCUCGCCGUCAAGUUCAAGACGACGCACGCGCCGCCAGGCGACACUCUGGUGCACCUCGGCGACGUGCUCUCCACGCUGUACUUCAUCUCCCGCGGCUCCAUUGAGAUCCUGCGCGGCGACGUGGUGGUGGCCAUCCUCGGAAAGAAUGACAUCUUUGGGGAGCCCGUUCGCCUCCAUGCCCGGCCAGGCAAGUCCAGUGCAGACGUACGGGCCCUGACCUACUGUGACCUGCACAAGAUCCAGCGGGCAGACCUGCUGGAGGUGCUGGACAUGUACCCCGCCUUCGCAGACGGCUUCUGGAGUAAGCUGGAAGUCACCUUCAACCUGCGGGAUGCAGGCGGGGGUCUCCAGUCAUCACCCCAACAGGCCCCAGGCGGCCAGGACCACCAAGGCUUCUUCCUCAGUGACAACCAGUCAGGUGCAGCCCCUUCCCUGAGCAUCUCAGAUGCAUCUGGCCGCUGGCGUGAGUUGCUGCAGCAAGUGCCCCCCAGGACAAGUCAGAGCCCCCCAAACCCUCAGGGAGACCCAGACUGCUGGCCUCGGGAGCUAGGCUCCAGGCUAGAGCAGCUCCAGGCCCAGAUGAACAGGCUGGAAUCACGCAUGUCCUCAGACCUCAGCCGCAUCCUGCAGCUCCUUCAGGAGCCCCCGCCCCAGGACCACACUGGCUACAUUCUGGGAGCCCCUGCCUCCAAUGACGCGGCCUUGUCUCCUUCAACCUCAGCGACUCAGAGUCCAGGAACUAGACUACCCCAGGGCGAUCUGCCCCCUGCACAGGUCCCCAGUUAUGGUGACCUGGACGAAUGGAGGCCGAAGCUCGGGAACUCCUCCUCCAGGAUGCUGGCCCCAGCCACAGAAAUGGACAAAACUGCAACACUGUCCUUGGAACAGAAGCAGCCUGAGGGGCUCCUGUCACCCUUGGCCUCACCUCUGCAUCCCCUGGAGGUGCAGGGACUUGUCUGUGGUCCUCGCUUUCCCUCCCUUCCUGAACACCUCAGCUCUGUCCCCAAAUAGCUGGAGUUCCAGAGACAUGGCUCAGAUCCUGGAUUUGUGAGGAGCUAG
Lipotes vexillifer (Yangtze River dolphin) is the source of this 2715-nucleotide messenger RNA. RefSeq names its product potassium voltage-gated channel subfamily H member 6 (gene KCNH6). Gene Ontology annotation, biological process: membrane repolarization during cardiac muscle cell action potential; regulation of heart rate by cardiac conduction; potassium ion transmembrane transport. The record is from RefSeq and is a predicted model, not a curated record. The transcript is spliced from 14 exons. Gene Ontology annotation, molecular function: inward rectifier potassium channel activity. NCBI's taxonomy places the organism in Eukaryota, Metazoa, Chordata, Mammalia, Artiodactyla, Lipotidae. Gene Ontology annotation, cellular component: plasma membrane.